AUGCGCGUCCAACAUACCUACCCUCUCACGCUCCCGCAAAAGCAUGCAUUCGCAAAAGCAAUCACAGAGCUGCACAGCACCACCUUCCUCACGCCAUCUCUCUUCGUCAACGUCAGUUUCCACCUCCUCCAACCACGCAACGAGGAGAACGUGUAUUUCCUCGCCGGCGAGCCUGUGGCCCACAACAACGCCGGACCAAAUCGACUUCUGGCCAUGGUGAGGACGGGUCCCAAACGGACAAAGGCAACCUGGGAUGACCUGGCAGCGAAACUAGAGGAGAGAUGGUACGACAUCGUCAAUGACGAGAAGCUAAACGGCCAUCGAACCGGCGAUGCGAACGCAGACAGAGCGGCAAAGAAGAUGCACCUCAUCACCUUUUAUCCCAUGCUCGCGGCGAGGGAGAACGGGGUCACCAUCCCGGACGCUGGCAGCGAAUCCUCCUGGCUGAGCGAGAACAUGCCGUUCUUCAAAUCCCAGGCUUUCGAGCACGGGGACGAGGAUUUCCGCAAGAUGAUCGACGAGAUCGACACGAGGGAAGAUCUGAAGGCCAUGGUGAAGAAUACUUAA
This is a messenger RNA of Cladophialophora carrionii CBS 160.54, 567 nucleotides long. RefSeq lists its product as uncharacterized. The record is from RefSeq and is a predicted model, not a curated record. NCBI's taxonomy places the organism in Eukaryota, Fungi, Ascomycota, Eurotiomycetes, Chaetothyriales, Herpotrichiellaceae. The coding region runs from base 1 to 567 and encodes 188 amino acids. The transcript is spliced from 4 exons.